Messenger RNA from Physcomitrium patens, 1657 nucleotides. The record is from RefSeq and is a predicted model, not a curated record. NCBI's taxonomy places the organism in Eukaryota, Viridiplantae, Streptophyta, Bryopsida, Funariales, Funariaceae.
UACUAGUUACCAGGGAUUUGCAAGCUGGCCUCGCGUCUUCCACUUGCUAAAAAUACAGCACCAAGCUCGAGCCCUUCUCCAUUGCCAGCCAGCCACCCGCACCUCCCCGUACUCGGUGCCAUUGUUUCCUACCAAUCUCCUCCUCCUCUUGCAGGAGGUUUCCACUCGCGGUCCGUGGGCUAGACAGCCGGUAACGUGACGUCUUGGCGUUUUGUGGGAUUUCCAAACUGCGCUAGGUUGUGGUGGUGUAUGGACGUAAGUGGUUUGGGUUGCGGGAUUUGUUGUAGUAGUUGUUGCUGUUGGUUGGUUGGAGCGGGUGGUGUGGCGUAUCAGUGGAUUUAGAUCUGCGCCUCGCCCGAGUCGGGGCAACGGAAGGGCGUUUGUAGUGCGGGGGGAGGAAUGGUGAUGGGAGGAGUGAAGGUCGGCUCUUCUGCCCUGGUGUUGAUGCUGGCAAUGCUGGCAUUCGUGCUGGUGCAAUGCGUGGACAGGGCGGACGCGGGUCAUGGAAGCCCCAUCAUGGAACUCGCUACCACGUCCUCCGGUCUCCCCGAGGGGUUCGAUGAUCUGAGAAUGUAUGAGGAUCCUGAAGACCAGUUCCUUGACGAGCCUGCCAGGCGCUUGUUGGCCGCACGGCGCAGGAGCUAUAUCUCUUACGGGGCCUUGAAUCGUAACCGCUCUCCAUGCCCAGCGCGCUCCGGUCGGUCGUACUACACGCCCAAUUGCAAUAGCAACGCAGGACCGGCGCGGCCUUACACCCGGGGGUGCCUCCGGAUCACCCGUUGCCAGAGAGUGUAGAUGCUCGCAGUCUUCUUUGCUCUGGUGAGCUUUCGGAGUCCUCCCUUGCAAUCCAAAUUUGUGAACUUUCAAGUGAGGUUGGUGAGAGAGAGAGAAAGAAAGAAAGUGACAUAGAGGCGGGGAAGGGUGGUGAUCGUGGAUGGGUCGGUGAUUCAAAUGCACAUGGAUCACCUAGGGGAAAAUAUUUACCUACAUACAUACCUGUAUUGCUGAUCCGGACUACUUCAAGAAAAAGUAAAGAUUACUCCCAGUUGUUUGUGGUUGAGAUCCGCCGUGGAACUGAAGUUGCCGUCCUUGUCUAUGAAUCGGAGAAGCAGAAAUCAUAGAAUGCAGUUGAUAUUUAAUCUUCUGUGAGAAUAAAGAGUUUGAAAUUCUAGCCGUUGUGGUCAUUGCAGUUGGGUUGGAACUAUAGCUUCGAAGUAUGUAUAAUUUGGAGAGCUCGGAGGAGUCAGAAAGCGGCCUGGCAUUGGGAGUUGCUUAGCAGCGUCCUUGGAUUCUCUUAAUGCAAGUAUAUCAUCUGAAGUGAGACGUCGAAGUUAGUAUUGCUCAUCUUUUCCUCGUACCAGUAGGAAACGUCUCGAUUUCAAUAGUAGCUGUGACAUUCGUGGCGAUCUUUAUCGCUGGCAGUCUCACAUUCGGGCUUCACUUGUAGGGUUCUUUUCACGAAUGAUAACGUUGAUCCUACAGUCAAUUGGUAUGUCCUACGUACUACACGUCUGAAUUGCAAAUUUCAUAGGUAAUAAGGAUCUUUUUUUGGUUGUAGAAAUGUUUCACUAGGAUCUUGUAGCUUCGGCAAUUGACCUCCUGGAUGAUCUAAGGUGUUUCUCACUAUACUCAGUACAUAUGAUAUUUCAUUUCUCGA